This is a messenger RNA of Daldinia loculata, 540 nucleotides long. RefSeq lists its product as uncharacterized. The transcript has a single exon. Bases 1 to 540 code for a protein of 179 amino acids. The record is from RefSeq and is a predicted model, not a curated record. Lineage: Eukaryota; Fungi; Ascomycota; Sordariomycetes; Xylariales; Hypoxylaceae.
AUGUCUCGAUCUCAUUCUCGAUCCCGAUCCAACUCGACCCGGUCUCGACGCCCCUUCCAAAACGGCAUCGGCCACGCAACCCUCGCCUUCAUCGCUAGAAUGAUGGGCUUGCGCACGGGCAUGACCCGGCGGGAGUUCGAGCGCCGGGAAGCCGCGCGCUACCGACGACGACAGGAACUACGGCUACAGCGAGAGCGAUUCACACGCAGCCAAGGCCGGAGCCUCCCCGUGCAGGAGAUCCGCCAGCGGGUGACGCUGGCGCUGCAGAACGGCGAGAGGGUUUCCUCCCGGAUCCUGUACGAGCUCGCCGAGCGCGACGGCGUACAUAUAACCCGCGGCCAAUGGGAUCUUCGUCCGGAGCUGCUGGCUCGCAUCAUGUACAUACGCGAUAAGUACUACUUCCUGGGAUAUGAUGGGGUCUUCUACACUAGUACCAACCCGACCGGUAAUAGUCCUGACUUUGAUAUUAUCCUCGAUACCUUUACGCCGAUUAUCGUUCGGCAGGUCGCUUAUCCGUACCGGCAGUUGUGCCGGUCGUAA